Molecule: messenger RNA, 303 nt
Organism: Anisakis simplex (herring worm)
Lineage: Eukaryota; Metazoa; Nematoda; Chromadorea; Rhabditida; Anisakidae
Source: the annotation of a GenBank genome assembly
AUGAAUCUCUUAAAUCCUCUAGUUAGUUUCUUUAUUCCGCAUUUUAUAAACGAUAAUCUUAUACUUCAGAUUCCAAAUAUCAUCAAUGCCCUGGCAAAUCUCGAAAGGCAGUACGUGGAACACAAGGAGAAAUUCGAAAAAUGGAAAGUCGACAAUGUGAAACAGCGUGGCAGUGAAACCUACAAUAGGUAUGUUGAGCAAUUCCAUCAGUGGGAAAUGAAUGUCAAAGAACAACAACGAUUGCUCAUUGACGAAAGGAAUAAUCUGGUCAAUUCAUCAGAUGUUGACGUUGCCCUCGGUUAG